AUGGCGGCCGGUGCGGGGUGUCCGGACCGCAGCUCGGAGCCGGGGCAUCUGUUUGCCCGUGGUAACAGCCGCACAGGCGGCAGCGACACCACUUCUCUCCUUGGCAGCGCCACAACGUGGCCCCUGAAGCGCUACGGCCGCUUCUUACCGCCAUCGGACGGCGACGACGAGGAGCAAAGAGGCACCUCAUGGAAGGUUUUUGAGUCAAACGAAGAAUCAGGCUAUCUUAUCGUCACCAUUGUUGUGUCUGGACAUUUCUUUAUUUCCCAAGGGCGAGCAGUAUUGGAAGGCUUUUCAUUAAUUGAUUCCCACAAGUGGUUGAAAAUAGUAAGAAGAGCAGACUGCUUGCUGUUUGGGGCAAAGUCAAAGCAGCAUGAAUGCCGUAUGUUCCGUGUCCAGUUUGGGGGAGAUUCAAAAGAGCAGAUGCUGGAACACUGCUCUAACUGUGUGCAGAAACUCACCGAGUAUGUACCAGUUCAAGUGACCGAUGAGCAAAGCCAGAUGCUCUAUCAAAAUCUCAAUCAGCUGGCUCACAGUGAAAAUCAAGUGAAGAACUAUGAACAAAAUGUGUCCAUACUGCACACAACAGAUGAGCCUUUAACAGAUUCAUGCACAAGCUUUGGAGAAAGAAGAUCUAUAACAGAGCUAGCACAGUCUGUGCUGAAAUCGAAGGCUGAGCUCCCCCUUGUGUAUCGGCAUUCUGUGUGGAGUGCACAAGAGCUGGGGCCUUUUAUUCGCUUAUGUCUCAUGGAUCAAAAUUUCCCAGCUUUUGUGGAAGAUGUGGAGAAGGAAUUGAAAAAACUAACAGAAGGUUGAGAAAUAUUAACUUAUUACUACUAGAAUAUACAGCACUCAGGCUACACAAGCUUAAAUAUUGUUAAUUAUCUGAAAAAAUCUCACACAGUUUUGUCAGUGUUUUAUUUUUAAAAACAGGUGAAUCCACUUUUUAUACAUCAUUGCACUUCAACACAUACACAGAACACAAGUUCAUGCAUCUACAGUUACGCACAUCAUGAGAACCCUGUUAGGUCUAUUUCUACAAUCUUUAAAUCAUGAGAAAUUACAGUGUCAAACUAAAGAGUGUAACUAGUUGCAUAGAAUAUCACCAUGCCGUAACAUUUCAUCAUCAUUUAAACAAAAAAGAAAAUUAUAAAAGUUUGCCUGAAUUGAAUGUACAAGAAUAUGUUGAACACAUCAGUGCAAAAGGAUUUGAGAAUUUACAUGAUUUAACAACAAAAAAAAUCACUUAAAAAGCAAUCAUAUAUAUAUAUUUAUAAACUGAAGUUUUGUUUUAGGUUUUAACUGCAUUUCACCACCACUUUGUUGAACCAUUCCAGCUUCUGAAUUCUGAUUAUUGGACACCCAAGUCUCUCUGUAUAGGUUAAGCCCUUAAGAUAAUUUCAAUUUAUAUUACUUCUCUAAGUACCAGAACAGUAUAAUUCUCUCAUCUUUCAGACAUACCGUAAGGAAUGAAUAUCAGCAGCUUAAAAAUGAAACACAUUUACUAUAUUUUGGUUUUCCCCUCCUCCC
This is a messenger RNA of Tinamus guttatus (white-throated tinamou), 1530 nucleotides long. Lineage: Eukaryota; Metazoa; Chordata; Aves; Tinamiformes; Tinamidae. The record is from RefSeq and is a predicted model, not a curated record.